GAGCUAUACGAUUCCGGCGAAGUCGUGCGGUGCGAGCUCUGUCGGGGUGGUUGCCGGGGCGCAGAAGCUGUACUAUGUCCCCAAAACUCCGCCCGGAGGGCUUCCUGCUUUGGUUCGCAAACGGCUGGGUUUGAAGGCGCAGGUCUUUCCCAAUACGUCAGGGAUGAAUAUCACCUGGGCCAAGUUUGGCAUGGCUUUCGGUUGGGAGAUCGCUGCGAUCUGUUCGGUGCAGAAAGAGGUAGAGCCGGCUAUCUCAACUGAAGCCGAGCUUAUUCGUCGCUGGAAGGAGGUCUUUCCUAAUGCACCGGAGGUGCUUCCCAUGAUGAUGGCUCCUGCUGGGGCUUGA
Messenger RNA from Symbiodinium sp. CCMP2592, 346 nucleotides. The record is from the annotation of a GenBank genome assembly. Lineage: Eukaryota; Dinophyceae; Suessiales; Symbiodiniaceae.